This is a messenger RNA of Anas platyrhynchos (mallard), 2784 nucleotides long. RefSeq names its product Yip1 domain family member 5 (gene YIPF5). Gene Ontology annotation, cellular component: membrane; trans-Golgi network. The record is from RefSeq and is a predicted model, not a curated record. Gene Ontology annotation, biological process: regulation of ER to Golgi vesicle-mediated transport; endoplasmic reticulum to Golgi vesicle-mediated transport; vesicle fusion with Golgi apparatus. Lineage: Eukaryota; Metazoa; Chordata; Aves; Anseriformes; Anatidae.
CGGCGUUGCCACGCAGGCAGCGCGCGGGGCGGGCGGCGCAUGCGCGCUGGGGGCGCGUCGCACGCAUGCGCGGCGGCCCCGGAAGCGGCGGGCGGCAGGGUGACACGUCGCAGCGCCGCGCCGGGGGGGCCGCGCCUGGGCCGGGCCGCGGCAGGGUGCGGGAGAUGUCCGGCUUUGACAGCUUCACCACGGACUUCUUCCAGACCGGCUACAGCAUCGACGAGCAGGCCCAGCACUACGACUACGGCGGCGGCGGCGGCCGGGCCUACGGCAGGCAGUAUGGAGGCUACGACUACUCCCAGCAAAGCGGAUUCGUCCCUCCGGAGAUGAUGCAGCAGCAGCCGUACACGGGGCAGAUUUACCAGCCAACACAGACGUAUACUCCAACCUCUGCACAGUCUUUUUAUGGAAGUAACUUUGAGGAUGAGCCUCCUCUAUUAGAAGAAUUGGGGAUCAAUUUCGACCAUAUCUGGCAGAAGACACUAACAGUGCUGCACCCACUAAAAGUAGCAGAUGGCAGCAUCAUGAACGAGACUGAUUUGGCCGGACCAAUGGUCUUCUGCUUAGCUUUUGGAGCCACGUUAUUACUGGCUGGUAAAAUCCAGUUUGGUUAUGUGUAUGGGAUAAGUGCAAUCGGAUGCUUAGGGAUGUUUUGUCUCCUGAACUUAAUGAGCAUGACAGGCGUCUCAUUUGGCUGCGUUGCCAGUGUCCUUGGAUACUGUCUUCUUCCUAUGAUCCUACUUUCCACUUUCGCAAUUGUGUUUUCAUUGCAGGGAGUGAUGGGAAUUAUUCUCACAGCUGCAAUCAUCGGCUGGUGCAGCUUUUCUGCUUCCAAAAUCUUCAUUUCUGCCUUAGCAAUGGAAGGACAGCAACUUCUAGUAGCAUACCCCUGUGCUUUAUUGUAUGGAGUCUUUGCUCUCAUUUCUGUGUUUUGAAGAGACUGUCCAAAUUGUUGGACUCCAGUGGGCCAAAAUGAAGACAUCAACUUGGAGUACUUAGUUGGACCAGACACGGCUGCAAACACCUGUAUAGUGUUGCUAUCACAAAACUUAGACCAGGUUUAAAUCAUCUGGAACAAAUGUCUUGUGUUCACUUUUUUAGGACUUUGAAUACUGUUCUCAAUUGACCUGAGGUGUCUAUAGCUUUAAUAAGUGUUCAUGCUUAUCAAGUUAAUGUAAUUUCUUUCCCAUUCCUAUAUCUUUAGAAAAGUAACUUUUAGUUGUUUAUUUGAGCUGGUGGGGGAGUAGGGGGGAGGGUUUGUUUUUUUUGUUUUUUUUUCAGGGGAGGGAGGGAGGAGGGAUGCAGUUACAGAUUGAAAGAUUGUUAUCAGUAGAAGUUAACAAAACCACAGAUGAUGUGGAUUUGGAAGUUCUCUUUGAAUAAAUCUGCAGUAAUAACCCAUUUCCUCUCCCCUCUUGCCAAAAGGAAAAUGCACAGAAGAACACAAACAAUUAUUUCUAUAUUUUAACAGACACACACUUACGCUGUUUGGUUUCAUUUACUUGUUCAUUUGAUGUGAUAGUAAUUCAAGACGUAAGAUACUGAAAUUAUGAAUUAGGAAACAGAUGCUCUAAAAACUAAAAGGAUCUGCAAUUCUGUCACAUUUGAAAUAUGAAUACAUUUGGAUGUCUAAGUAGCUAUAUGUUAACUUGAACUUCUGAAGAUGACUUCAACUAGAGGAUUUUCCCCUAAUGGUGCACAUAGUAGACAAAGAGUAAUCUCUUUUGCAGUACUUCCAAGAAAAACACCAUUUUGAAAAUGUUAUGCUUGCCAGUAUUGUAGUUACUGUAAAAGUAAGGUAUAUUGAUUAAAUUUUCCUUAAAUUUUGAGAAUGUUGUUUGAGUUUUCCAAUCUUUACUUUUGAACGGACAUCGGUUAUUAAAAUAGGAACUUUCAUAUGGAAGCAAAAUCAUAUUUAAAAAUGUAUUCAGUUAGUGGAUUUGAUAUUUGCUUCAGCCAUACAUACUUAAUUUUACAUUACAAAUAUAAUCUAGUUUGUGAUACCAGAUGCUUACAAGAAGUCUUAUAAGUGUAGGAUGUAGGAAAGCAAAAAUGCUUGGUCUUCACAGAAGCACUUGCUAAUUCUCAAAAGCAAGAAAACAACUUAACUCAAUGGAAAGGGAAGAUAGUCUUUUUUUCUUUCCCUUGGAAAUGAAGAAGCUCUAUCAAAAUGCUAGAUUAUAACUACCAUUUUUCAGCAAUUUAAUCUAAGGGACAAUUUAAUCCAGGGGAUUAAAUUCAGUAAAUUCAUUUCACUGAAUUUACUGAAGGUGUUAGUCCGAUGCUCAUCUGUCAGGUUUGUGGAAUAAUAUAUUCAUAGAUUUUAUGUGUUAUGUUAACACCUUGUAAGACUCAGUCCGUGAAUGGGUCUUACAUCAAAGGAAAGCUACCAUGAGUGAAUAAUUUCACAGACCAGUGCAUGUUAUUGUUCACUCUUCCUUUAGUUCUUCUCGUUCUCCUAAAAAAUAUAAAAAUAAAAAAAAAAUUCUUCCUAGUCCCACUAGAAGUUACUGAAGAGGUCCCCUUCUUUGGUUGGAGCUAACUUUGUUGUGUUCCUGGGAGCUGUGGGAAGUGCUGAAUGAGUGUGAAAGCAUCAAGAACUAAACACUGAUGCAGAAAACUGUUUUGACUUACGUACUGUGUCUGGCUGUUGUAAUGAAUUUUAAAACUCAUAAAAAAAAAUUCAAUUUCCUUCAAGAAUUUGAUUCAAGAGCCCAGAUAAUUUUAUACUUUGAUACUUUAUUAUGAGUUAUCAUCCUAAAUAAAACAGUUGAGUUUAUUUUA